Messenger RNA from Cyanistes caeruleus (blue tit), 4791 nucleotides. The record is from RefSeq and is a predicted model, not a curated record. NCBI's taxonomy places the organism in Eukaryota, Metazoa, Chordata, Aves, Passeriformes, Paridae.
AUGUGUAUAAUCAGGACACCUGACUCUGCAGAUUGUUAGCAGGUUAGCAGAGUGUACUUCUCUUUAAGCAGAUCAGAGAAGGAAAAUAGGAUUGAAAGUUUACUUGCAAUGUUUUGUUAGGCUAAGAAAAAUGUAAAAUAUUCUUGCUAACUGCACAUCAAUGCAGUUUCCACAGUUUCAGUGCAAUCUGGAUUUAAUCUAAAAUGUCAAGGAUCUUAGACCAGAGAAUUCUGUUGUUAGUAAUUUCAUUUUCAGCAAGUGUUCAGAGUACAAAGAUACUUUCAGAAUGGAAGAAGUGUGGUGAUCUGGAAUGUGAGAAGGCAAUGAGCCGAGUUCAAGCCACUACCGACUACUUAGGGCCUGAUUGCCGGUAUCUUAACUUCAAAACAGGGGAGGAGAUCAUUGUGUACUCCAAACUUUCCAGGGAAAAUGAAAACUUGUGGACAGGAAGUAAAGGAAAGGAUUUUGGAUAUUUCCCAAGAGAUGCUGUGAAGGUUGAGGAAGUUUUAAUUGAAGAAGAAGUUGAAGUGCUUACUAAGGAAACUGAUUUCCUUUGUCUUCAUGAAGAUAAGUACACUGUUGAAAAUGAAGAUAAUGCAUUAUAUGAUCACAACAAAGAAAGUGAACAUUCAUUGUCUGAUGCAGAAUCAAAGCUCCGUGAAAAUGAACUCUUAAAAUAUUUAAGAGACCCCAUACAAAAUGAAGAAAGAACUGAAUCAGUUUCUGAAAAUGACUCAGAGGAAUCUCACAUUCAGGAGCCUGUAAACAAAAAGUUGGUUAGAAAAGAUGAUACUCAAGAGCCACAAAUGCAAAACAGUCUCCCAGCAGAACCUGUUCAAACUCAGUCUAGUUGGAUUUCAGGAUGGUUCACCACAGAAAGUGAAAAGGAUGAAGAGCCCUUAAAAGUUGUUACUGAAUCUUCAGAAACUAAUAAAUACCAAGACAGAAAAACAGAGGUAGCAGCUGAAAAUGAUUUACAGGAGCCAAAGGAUAAAGAGGAACAAGAACCCCCUGCAUCUGGCUGGUUUCAAGGUGGACUGACAAACUUCCUGUAUUUUGGUGAAGAAAAUGAUGUUCAUUUGGCAUUAGAAAAAAAUGAUCCACAAAACUAUGAUGUCUCUGGUGUGCCUGAGCAUUCUAGUACUGAACAGGGAGCAACAGUCACUGAGGCAUUGUCAGAAGAAACGAGUGGAAGCCAAGAAUCUGAAUCAAAUUGGUUUAAUUUGGGUUUAAGUGAUGUUCUUAAUUUUGGCCAUGCUGAGGAAGUUACAACUUCUACAGAGGACCAGAGAAGCAAAGAAACAAUGGAUCAAGCAAAUAAGAAUGAUGAAGAGCAGACUUUAGACCAGAAAGGAUUACACAUGGACAAAGAAUCAGAGGAAACAGUUAAUGCACUGACAGAUGAGGAAGAUGAGAAUGAUGCACAAGAAAUAACAGAUUCAGACAGUAACAGGGCAAAUCCUGGGGAGAUACCAGCAAGUGCACAUGCUCAUAAUGACACCAAAAACACCUCAAGUAGAACAGAAUCUUCUUUUGAUAUACUAACAUGUGACAAAGAGAAGCCAAUUGAACCUUACAGCUCAGAAGAAGACUUGGUAUCAGAAAGCCAACUGCUGAGAAACACUGAAGCUGAAAAGAAAAAUCAGGAGUCAGAACACAGACAUGGCCAAUCAGGAGUAGGCAGAAGAAAGCUACUAGAAGAAACACCAGAGAAGGAGCAUGAAAUGUAUGUAGCUGUAAACAGUGAACAUAACAGUGACCAAGAUUCAAAAGCAACAGCCAUUGCUUCAGUAAAUUCUGAAACAAAAAUGGACAGUUCAGGAACUGACUCAGAAGUUGAUGUCAAAAAUUCUUUCUCUGAUGCCAUCCAGAACUAUGUUCCAAGUAAUGAAGGAGGCUGGAUAUAUCAGAUACUUCUGUGCUUGAAUGGUCUUGAGAUCAGAGAAACAAUAAAAUCUGCAUCGUCAGCAGUGAAGAUUAUCAUCAAAUCGGCUGUGGCUUCACUGCCUGAAGAUAUGAGACCAGGCCCUGAUCUGUAUGGUUUCCCAUGGGAAAUUCGCUCCCUCUGUCACGCUGGAAUGAGGGAGAGAAUCAGAGGACUAAAAGCUAGAAAACUCGUGGACAUUUUCAGUAUUUAUUCUCUUAUUUUUCAGGUUAGAAGUCGACUUUAUGUAGGAAGGGAAAAACAGCUUGCCAAUAAAAUUACAGAACUAGUUGAAGAAAAAUGCAAAAUUCUUCAAAAACUCAGCCUGUGCAAAAAAGAGUUUGAAGAUUUACAGUUGUCUCUGAAGGAUGGUAACACUAUGAAAGAAUCAACAGACGCAUCUUUUUUUGAGGACAUGCAUGAAAAACUGAACAAAUCAAACUUGAAACUCAGCAAAGAAAUAGAGAAUCUAGAAAAAGAACUGGAAGAAGAAAAAUCUAAGCAGCUGGAAAACGAUACCUUGGUGGCUGAAAUUCAGGAGAAAGUGGAGUCUUUAGAGAAUGAAGAAAAAUCUAUCCAGUCACAAAUUGAUGAGGCCAAGUCCACCCUAAAAGUGUAUCAGAUUAAUACUGAGAGACUCAAGACAUCUGUUCAAGAUGCAGUAGAUGAAAACAGCCAUCUCCAGGAAAGUGAGAAACAGCUUUUACAAGAAGCUGAAGGAUGGGGCGAACGACUUAGUGAACUAAAUGAACAAACAAAGAUGUUCGAAUCAUCUAAAACAGAUGUAGAAGAAGUUCUGAAAAACAAAGAGAGCCAAAUCAAGUCGCUGACACAGUACAUACUGAACAUGAAAGACUGGAGCUCAGCAAUACGAGAAGAUGGUGAUGUUGAAGACAGCCACUGGGACACAGACAUAAAGGGUGAAACAGAGAAUGGAGAGCACUUAGAUGAUGAACAAAAACGAACUGUAAAGAAAUUGAUAUAUGCUGCAAAGCUAAAUGCUUGUUUAAAAACCAUGGAAGCAGAAAGAGACCAAAUGUAUUCAAAACUGUCUGAUGAAAAUAAAGCUAAAGGAGAGCUUACAGAACGCAUAGAAAACCUUCAAAGCCAGCAAGCUUCCUUGCAGUCUGAAAAUGAACGUUUUGAAAGUGAAGUUCAAAAGCUUCAGCAGAAACUUAAAGUAAUGACUGAGCUUUAUCAAGAAAAUGAAAUGAAACUACACAGGAAGUUGACAGUCGAAGAGAGGGAACGUCUACAGAAGGAAGAAAAGCUUUCUAAAGUAGAUGAAAAAAUUACUCAUGCUGCUGAAGAACUUAACAGCUACAGAGAACGAGCAAAGGAUCUUGAAGAAGAACUGGAGAGAACCAUUCGUUCUUAUGAGAAUCAGAUAACUUCACAUGAGAAAAAAGCUCAUGAUAAUUGGCUGACAGCCCGAGCAGCUGAAAGACACCUCAAUGAUAUAAAAAAAGAAAAUGCACAUAACAGACAAAAAUUGACUGAAGCAGAAUUUAAACUUGAACUUUUAGAAAAAGACCCUUAUGCUCUUGAUAUUCCAAUGAGACCAUUUGGCAGAGAGCAUUCCCCAUAUGGACCCUCACCAAUGGGCCGGCCUUCAUCUGAAACAAGAGCUUUUCUUUCCCCUCCAACUUUAUUGGAGGGUCCUUUAAGGCUUUCACCUAUGCUUCCAGGUGGAGGAGGAGGAAGAGGAUCCAGAGGCCCAGCUGCCAUGUAUGAAGCUGGAAGUGAAAGAGGAGAGCUGAAUUCUGAUAGAUUAACUGAUCCCCACAGACCACCAUCAGAUACUGGAUCCCUGUCUCCUCCUUGGGAAAGAGAGCGAAGGAUAAUUCUGCCUCCACCAGGUGAGCCUUACGCUGAUCCAGUUCUUUCUGCUCGAAGACAAGAAAGAUUUUUCCCUAAUCCUCCAAAUACUGGAAGGCUUUCUGGACCAGCAGAGCUACGAACUUACAAUGUUCAGUCUUUUGACAAAACAGAUGGGCAGACAUCUUCAGAACAUAGCCCACGAGCAGAACCAAGUGGAGAUGGGAUGAAGGAUCACUCUAACCUGAGCAACUCGCUCCCUGAUCAGUCACUGGCACCUGAAAGUGAAGCUGUCAGUUCAGGGUUUGCACCCCCACCUUUCCCUCCAGUCAGACCUCCGCUGAUGCCUGUGGAUCCUAGAGCACCACCAGUACCUUUCAUGAGACGAGGACCUCCUUUCCCUCCCCCUCCUCCUGCUGGCAUGUACGGGCCACGGGAAUGCUUUCCAGUACGAGACUUCGGGCCUCCACGCCCUUCGCUGCCAAUAAGAAGUCCAUUUCCAAUGAGACCUUAUCCUCACUAUCCACCUCAACGACCUGGAUUUUUGCCUCCACCACCUCCUCCUGAAAAUAGAGUUGAACCAUCUCAGUCAAAUCCAUCAGCUGUAGAACCAGAACCACAGCAGGAGACUUGACAGUCACUUGAGGAAUGUCCUGAACCAGUUUUGUGCUCUCCUACUGGCAUUUUUCUUUAUGUUAAGUAACCAUCGUUACUUAGGUCUAUACAAACUACUUCGCUCAAAUUGAAGCUUAAUAGGGAAAAUUCUCAGGAUAGUAUUUUGUAAAUAAAGAAUUAAAUACCUAUGAAUAUUGUGAAUAAGUGAUUUCCACUGUACAAUAGUUGUUUUAAAUUAAGUAUUUCUAACUUGAGUAGUCUCUUCAGAGGUGUAUAAAAUUAAAUCAUGUGAACCUUAUUGUAAAAGUCCAGCUGCUUUGUGUUGGUUGAGCUGUACAGGGAGUCUCUCUGCAUGCCAAAAGUGAUGCUUGCUGCUUUAUGAAGAGGAUGUGAAAAAAAUGGAAACAGUUAAUAAAAAUCUACAGAAAAUGAAA